GGGUUUGAUUUUUGGAACUAUUGAUUCACUUCCAACACGUACUAAAAUUAUUUGAUACUUCUCACAUACUACCUAGGUACUUGCUGAAGUCACUUUGUAUCUACUCAUUAGAUCACUCGUGCACCAAUUGACAUACUCUACCGUCUUUAAAGAGAAACAAUCAUUUCAUACACUCAUCACGAGCUUUGCUCCUCAGAUACCCCGCCAUUUCAGCAAACAGCAUAACAUCGAUUGUGAUCUUACAUAUACGUAUAGUUUCUACACAUCUAUACUCUUUCUAAGCUCUACAUUCAAGCCAUGAGUCUCAAAGGCGUGCACCUUCUCGCCGGCAAAACCGCCGCUAUAACCGGUGGAACCACAGGAAUCGGCCGCGCAAUCGCUCUCCUGUAUCUUCGUCAAGGCUGUAAUGUAGCAGUCAAUCACCUCGGUCUCGACUCCGAUAUCCCACAUCUGGAAUCGCUGCGUGCGGAAGCGAAGGCGCUGGUGCGAGAGGAUGCGAAGAUGGGGCAACUGUUAGAUGUACCGGGAGAUGUUAGUAAACCGGAGACGGGCAAGGAAUUGGUGGAGAGGGCGGUGGGGAAAUGGGGACGAUUGGAUGUUUUUGUUAGCAAUGCGGGGGUUUGUCGGUUUGCGGAGUUUUUGGAACUAGAACCCGAUCUCUUUUCCCAUACCGUCCGCACCAAUCUCGACGGUGCCUUCUACACCUCCCAAGCCGCCGCCCGUCAAAUGUCCUCCCAAUCUCCCCCGGGCGGCUCCAUCAUCGCCAUCUCCUCCAUCUCGGCCCUCGUCGGCGGCGCACAGCAAACCCACUACACACCCACCAAAGCCGGUGUUCUCUCCCUCAUGCAAAGUAUGGCGUGUGCGCUGGGCAAAUACGGUAUUAGAUGUAAUGCGCUCUUGCCCGGCACAAUCAGGACGCAAUUGAAUGAGGAGGAUUUGAAGGAUGAGGAGAAGAGGUCGUACAUGGAAGGACGGAUUCCGUUGGGCAGAACGGGGGUUCCGCGGGAUUUGGCGGGCCCGGCGGUUUUUUUGGCGAGUGAGGAGUUGAGUGGGUAUGUGAAUGGGAGUGGACUUUUGGUGGAUGGGGGUUUGUUUGUUAAUUUGCAGUGAGGGGGUGGUUGGUUGGUUGGUUGGCUGGUGUGUUGGGGAGGUGUGUUGAGUGGGGUGUGGUGAGGGGGAAAUUUGUACAUAGAUAGAUGGAUUUGAUAUUCGGGCUUGGAAUCGUAUCGAUUUCUAGAGAGAUCGAAAAAUUCUUGUAUUUCACAAUAUUGGGUAUCGUAUGCAUUUCUGGGUGCAGAGGUGAAAGAUUUGACUGGCAUCUAUCUGUAUAUGCGGAGUUCAUGACCACUUAUCUUCAUGAAUCAGAACCAGUAUGAUGAUGAUAUCUUUCGAGUCACAAGUGUAAAUCUCAUAUUCUCUAUCAUAUUCUCUAUCUUCCAGCA
Molecule: messenger RNA, 1442 nt
Organism: Botrytis cinerea B05.10
Lineage: Eukaryota; Fungi; Ascomycota; Leotiomycetes; Helotiales; Sclerotiniaceae
Exons: 3
Coding region: 298-1110 (270 amino acids)
Molecular function (GO): oxidoreductase activity, acting on the CH-OH group of donors, NAD or NADP as acceptor
Source: RefSeq, a predicted model, not a curated record